AGGAAAAGUGUAAAAUAGUGGCUUUGAUCAUAUUUUGUUGUUUUCCACAAAAUAUGGCCACCGCGUUAGCAGCCCAGGAUCCUCACCUGUCAAGGUGUACGAAAGCUGGCAAGAACGGGCCAACAAAGACAUCUGAAGCCAAGACGCGCGUGAAGAAGGAUGACCUCGGUCUCUGGAGGAAGCGAGUGGGGGAGGCCUCUGCGUUCGCUCUGUCCGAAGUCUUGCUCCCCAACAAAGGCCGUUCAGGGGGUCUGGCCGAGGCGCUGCGAAGCUUGGAGCAGUGGAGGGACGAGGACGACACCAACACUGAAGCUCAGCUGCUUCUGGCGGACUGGCUGGACAGGACCUUGCAGCUGGAGCUGGAAGGCGAGGAGGAGGACAGGAUGGGUGGGAUCUGCACGGCACCGACUCCCAACUUGAAGUACAACAACUUUGACGAUCUCUACACGCACCUGGACCAGGAGGAAGAGCACCGCGCCGUCAGCAACUUCCUGCACGACCUGCAGGAGCAGGAAGUGCUGGACGCUCGCACCAUGGAGCAGCUGACACAGGACGCCAGGCACAGGAAGUUCAACGACCCCCUGGUCACCAUGCAGGUGCGCCACCAGCAGGUGCGCGAGAAGAGAGCCCGGCGGGACGCAGCCGGCGAGGAGGCCCGGAGGAGGGAGCGGGAGCUGGAGGAGAGGAGGAAGAGGCAGGAGGCCAGGAGGAGGCAGGAGGAGAUGGUGCAGCAGGAGAUAGUCCGACUGCGGCGCCAGAGGGAGGAGAGGAAAGGCCUGGAACUGCUGCUGAGGCGGAGGGAGCGUCUGGAAGGUCAAAGAACAGCCAGGAGCCUCCAACCGGCUCUUCCAUCUCCCACAAUGCACCAGGAUAAAAAGUCGCCCCCAGGGGAUACAGAACGGCGGCAAGAAAAGAGGGUUGCGAUCUUUGUUCACCUGGGCAAGCUGAAGUGUCAGCGCCAGCAUUUCUCCCGAUGGUACUCGCUGGUGCUGGAGCGGAGGCUGCGUGCGGGCAAGGCCAAGGCCUUGUGUGACUGGAGGUGGCAGCUGAGAGCCUGGCGAGGGUGGCGUGCCGUGGCGUGGACCCAGAGGAACCAGCGAGAAGCCUUGAGGGCCGAGGAGGCGCUGCGGACAGAAAACAGGCGAUGCCAGCUGGCUGCCGAGAGCGACCGCAGACGGUUGCUACGGCGAUGUCUGCACGAGUGGCGGCUGCGGUGCCGGCUGGAGCGAGACAAGCGGGACCUGUUGGCCCAGCAGCGCGAGACCCGGAUCAAGAUGGACGCCCUGAUCUGCGCCGCCACCACGGGCCGAUUCCGAUCCCCCAACAUGCUGGACGCCCUGGUAGAACCCCACAAGCACCCUACAAGCCGGCGCUCUCAGCAACGGCAGCAGGUUCCACGCUGCCGUGCGCAGCUGGAUAAGCGCCGGCCGGGCCCAGAGGAGGACCUGACCCGCCCAGAGGAGGACCUGACCCGCCCAGAGGAGGACCUGACCUGGCCAGAGGACCUGCAGGGAGGCCACUUCCAGCACCGCCACGCGGCCCAGAAGAAGAUCAUCUUGCAGCAGAGGAAGCGUCUGAAGGAGCAGCAGGAGGAGAUCACUCAGCUCAAGCAGGACAAGGUCACGUCCACCUGGGAGGACAAGAGCAGCAGAGCACCAACACAAGCAGCAAAACCUGACAGCCUCCAGGAAUCUGCAAAGAAAGAUGUGACACGCCAGACAAAACAUCAUCCAAUCAUCACUGCCAUGGAGGAGCGAGCGCGCGCUCGUGCAGAGAGGAGGAAGCAAAUAGAAGAAGUGCAGAGGGUCAAGCAAGAGGAGAGAGAGGCGGAGCUGCAGGCUGCAAAGGAGCAGAAGUUGAGGGAGGAGGAGAUGGAGAAAGUGAAGAAGAAGGAGGAGAAAAAGUUGGCCAUAAUUAAGGAGGAGGAGAAGCGGCGGCAGAGCAGGAAGCAGCAGCAAGCGGUAGAGCACGCCCGCCAACACUACAACACCCGCUUGUUAGGCCACCGAGGUCUGGCGCCAUGGAAACGCCUCAUGGAGCUCAGGCAGGCCAACUCAGAGCUGGCGUGGACUCAUCACGCCGCCGCCCUCCUGAGGCGAUGCGUGCUGGCGUGGAUGCAAUCAGCCGCAGACUCGCAGGCCCAGAAAGAAGCUGACGCCCAACAACUCCAUCAGAGGAUCCUGCUUCGGAGGAGCUUCACCUGCUGGAAAAAACUGCAGGACCAGCGCUUGCUGCAGGAGCAGAAGUCCGACUCUUUCUACCGCGCCCACACUCUCAGGAGGUUCCUGCACGCCUUGCUGGACCAGGUGGCCCAGGAGAAGUUGCUGGAGCAGGAACGUCAAGACAUGGCCAAGGAGCACGACACAAGAGCGGCGCUAUGGCGAGCUUUCCAGGCCUGGAAGCGGCUCCCGCACGUGCAGCGCAAGGAGCGAGAGAGGGAGCAGCGGCGGGAGAGACUGGGUCGCAAAGUGAUCGAGGUUCUGCCCGACUUCUGGUCUCGUCCUCAGUGAAGGCUCCGUGGUGCCACACAAACUCCUCAGUGACAUAACACAUUAUCACAAGAGAACCACCAGCCAGGCCGGCCAUCGACAGGAACCCCAGACCCCGGGCCCACCGGCACAGCAAGCAGCAGGCCACAGACAGACGUGCCCGGCAGAGAACAAGGCACGGGAGAAGCAGAGACAGCCAGCCCCCAAGCCAACGACCAGCUACCUGCAACCUAACUCGGUUGGGCCCGCAGGUGUAGAACAUGUUAGUCAGGAAUGAUCAGCCAGACAAAAACUAAUGACACUUGUUCACCGGCGAGGAGAAGAGGAUCAGACUCAAGAAGACGGAGCAAGUGGUCCAGAACUAACCAAGAUAGUGAGGGAAAUAACGCUGGUUUUCUUUAAAACGUAAUACAACUAUGGCAGGUGAUAUUUUGUUUGUUUGCAUCUCAACAGUUGUUUUUCUCACUACCAUAGGGUGAAACUAUCCUUUCCCAGGCACACCCUCCUGGUUUUGGAGUAUAAAAUAUUUGGGGUUUUGGCACUAACCGCUGGACGAGAUGUGACCCAUCUAAGUUUAAGCCUAGAUGGGACCAAUCUAAGUCUAAGCCUAGAUGGGACCAAUCUAAGUCUAAGACUAGAUGGGACCAAUCUAAGUCUAAGACUAGAUGGGACCAAUCUAAGUCUAAGACUAGAUGUGACUAAUCAAAGUCUAAGACUAGAUGUGGCCUAUCUAAGUCUAAGACUAGAUGUGACUAAUCAAAGUCUUAAGACUAGAUGUGACCAAUCUAAGUCUAAGACUAGAUGUGACCAAUCUAAGUCUAAGACUACAUCUGACCAAUCUUAAUGUCAGACUACAUCUGAACAAUCUAUGUCUAAAACUAGAUGUGACCAAUCUAGGUCUAAGACUAGAUGUGACCAAUCUAAGUGUAAGACUAGAUGUGACUAAUCUAAGUCUAAGACUAGAUGUGACCAAUCUAAGUCUAAGACUAGAUGUGACCAAGCUAAGUCUCAGACUAGAUGUGACCAAUCUAAGUCUAAGAUUAGAUGUGACCAAUCUAAGUCUAAGACUAGAAGUGACCAAUCUAAGUCCAGCAGAUGACAUGGCACCCCAAACCAUCACUGAUGGUGGAAACUUUACACUAGACUUCAGGCAACGUGGAUCCUGUGCCUCUCCUGUCUUCCUCCAGAC
Molecule: messenger RNA, 3678 nt
Organism: Nerophis lumbriciformis (worm pipefish)
Lineage: Eukaryota; Metazoa; Chordata; Actinopteri; Syngnathiformes; Syngnathidae
Gene: ccdc191
Product: coiled-coil domain containing 191
Source: RefSeq, a predicted model, not a curated record